AUGCUAAUGUUGCACUAUAGGCUCUGGGAUGUCCACGACGUUGCUGCAAUCCUUUGCGUCGCUCUCUACAUGUGUCACUUGGUCGGGGCCAUCUCCAUCCACUCUCCCCAGCGAAGCUUCAUCCGGUCAGUGCAAGAGGAUGUCUUCUUCUCCGUGGACGUGUCCUGCAACUGUACCCCCAUUGUGCAGUGGACCUUCAUGUCGGCCUCGGUGAGCCGCGCCAUCGGCACCUGGCGGCCGGGUGUCUUCGCCAACAUCACGGCCGACUAUGACGGCCGUGUGGAGUCGCAUUACAAUGGCUCAAUGGGCCUGGCCCGUUUGCAGCUGCAGGACGCCGGCUUUUACGUGGUGACGGUCACCGACGAUGCAGGUGGCAGCAAAGACGCUGGAUUUGUCCUCAAGGUCAACGAGGUUCUGUACGAGGACCUGCAGUACUUGUCGGUGUCGGCCUUGGCCCUGGGCUGCUUGGCGGGUAUCCUCAUGUUAUGCAUGUGGCUCUUGAAUAAGGCAUACAAGAAGAUCGUGGCGUGUAGGCGGAGAAAGCAGAUGCCAGAAAAUGACGCAACAGAGCUGCAACCUCUUUGA
Molecule: messenger RNA, 585 nt
Organism: Nerophis lumbriciformis (worm pipefish)
Lineage: Eukaryota; Metazoa; Chordata; Actinopteri; Syngnathiformes; Syngnathidae
Source: RefSeq, a predicted model, not a curated record